UUCAGAUCAAUUAUGAAAAUGAUCACGUCAGUUAGAGGUUUGCAUGCUUGAUUCUAAGUCCCAGAGGCUGAGCAGAAAAUUCAGGACUCAAAACGAGCCACCAUGUCGAAUUCGUUAAAUCCCCUAUGAUAAUGAUCGCUCUAGCCAGUCAUCUGGAUCAUCUUCAAAUACAUCACACGCAUUCAGCAAAGUAGAGACUAAAAACAAAAAAGCAGAGGAAAAUGUACAAACUGAAUGUUCUGAAGAAGAUUCGGACUCCAUUGGCUCAGAAUUACAGGAAAUGAUAACUGGCUCUCCAUCCGCAGAAAAAACAAACAAACUGAAAAGUAAACUGAAGGAGUUGGAGAAUGUUACACUUAACAUCGCUGUAACCGGGACGACAGGGGCAGGAAAGUCUUCCUUUGUCAAUGCUCUGAGAGGACUUCGUAAUGAUGAUGGGAGAGCAGCUCCCACAGGAACAAUUGAGACAACCAUGAAGCCAAACAUGUACUUACAUCCUUUCAUGCCAAACGUCAAAAUCUGGGAUUUGCCUGGAAUUGGUAGUCCAAAAUUUAAAGCAAAGAAAUACCUGAAAGAUGUCAAGUUCAACACGUAUGACUUCUUUCUCAUAGUGACCUCUGAAAGGUUUAGGGAGAACGACAUAGAGCUGGCCACAGCGAUCCAGAAGAGCAAUAAGCUAUUUUAUUUCAUUCGCACUAAAAUUGACAAUGACGUUCGUGCUGAAUCACAAAACAAAAACUUUGAUGAGCAGACAUUGCUCAAUAACAUCCGAGAGGAUUGUAAGUCCAACCUGCUGAAAGUCGGAGUACCCAAAAUAUUCCUAGUAUCUUCAUUUCAAUUGGAAAAAUAUGACUUUCAGAAGCUGAUCAACACCCUCGAGGAUGAACUUCCUGAGAACAAAAGAUUUGCUCUCAUUCAGUCUCUGCCCAUUUAUUCUCUAGAAGCCCUGGCAAAGAAGAAAAAGUACUUUAAGAAAAUGAUUUGGCUGAAUGCCUUUGCGGCCGGGGUCGGGGCGAUGCCUCCACUCCCAGGAUUGUCAGUGGCCUGUGAUUAUGGCAUCAUGAAGAAUUUCUUUCAACAAGUCUCUACCAGCUACGGCUUAUCAAAUGCAGCCCUAGAGGUGCUAUCAGAACGAGUGAACAAACCGGUGGAGCAACUGAAAUCUGUUAUGACAUCACGCUUCAAAGAUGGAGUCACUGAUAAGGUUGUACUAAAUAUGUUGUCUAAUCCAGUCAUUGCUGUAGCCAAGACGCUGGGGACCGUAAUGGCUCUUCUGCCAGGAGGAGCUCUACCGGCGGGAGGGGCAGCUAUCAUCUCUGUGCACCACCUGCUUAACAAGGGACUGAAUGAGAUGACAGAAGACACCAAAAAAGUUCUUGCUGCAUCACAACUUGCCUAAUAUAAGACACAAAUGAGCCUCAGAUCAGGCUCUGAAUUUAUAUAACAAUUAACAGAAAUUAGACAGCAACAGUUCUGAUGUUGCAGAAAAUGUGUCUUGAAUGAAUAGUAAAGAAAAAACUUACUAGAAAGUAAACUUAGUAGUUUAUCCAUAUAUACUUUUUUUGUAAUUAUGAUUAAAAUAAAAAUUCUUGGAAAUGUGAAUAAAAAUAAAAAUAAAUAAAAAAA
This is a messenger RNA of Megalobrama amblycephala (Wuchang bream), 1626 nucleotides long. Its product is annotated as interferon-inducible GTPase 5-like. The coding region runs from base 281 to 1399 and encodes 372 amino acids. The transcript is spliced from 2 exons. The record is from RefSeq and is a predicted model, not a curated record. Gene Ontology annotation, molecular function: GTP binding. Lineage: Eukaryota; Metazoa; Chordata; Actinopteri; Cypriniformes; Xenocyprididae. Gene Ontology annotation, cellular component: membrane.